AUUUAAUCUUCAAGAGACAAAAAGGAGGUAAACAACAGUAAUAAGUUCAUUUCUCACUUAAGACAAUUAGAGUUAAUUUUAAAUUCACAUUUCAAAAUAGUCUACAAAAGCAAGCGAAUUUAUUUCUUCUGUGUCAUUUGUUAAAGUGUAUUUCAUAAGUGAAGAUAAAAAAGUAAAACUGUUUCCAACAAAAUGAAUCCAAUGUUUAUUAAAUCAAUUACAGUGAUAUUAUCCCUCAAUUUGAUUGCGAUGGUUCUCGGUCAAGGGGAUGAUCUUGGUGGUCUCGAUGGAUUAGGUGAUCUCGGAGAGCUUGGAGGAGAAGGAGAUCUCGGUGGACAAGGUGGACAAGGAGGACAAGGUGGUAGUGAGUUCGGAGGUGAUUCUGGUAGUUUUAGUGGAAACUCUGGAAAUUUCGAUAGCUCAUCUGGUGGACUCGGAGGACAAGGAUUCGGAGGAGGUUUAGGUGGCUUAGGGGGCAACCAAGGCGGUGGAUACGGCAAUUCCCAAGGACAACAAAACGGUUUGGGUCAACAAGGUUUAGGAGCUUUAGUUAAUGGUAUUGGAGGAGGUAUCGGUAAUCUUCUGAAUCUUGGCGCAUUAGGUCAAAGAGGUGGUGCUGGUGGACCCGGUGGUUUAGGUGGUUUAGGUGCCUUGGGUAAUCUUGCUGCUCUUGGUCGUCAAGGAUUAGGUGGACAAGGAGGACAAGGAGGUUUAGGAGGUCUUGGUGGUUUAGGUGCUUUGGGUAACCUUGCUGCUCUGGGACGUCAAGGCUUAGCUGGACAAGGUGGACAAGGGCUCGGUGGACAAGGUCUUGGUGGAGGCUUAGGACAAGCUCUUGGAGGUGGAUUGGGUUAAAACUUUAAACCUGAUGAAAAUAUCGACAAUUUCAAGGAAUCUUGAUUUUUACAAGAAAAGCUAUCGACCAAAAAUUUACCAACGAUCUUGGGUUAAAUUUAUGCCACAAAUGUAAUGAAAAUUGAUUUGCUACAAUUUUUUUCUCCAA
This is a messenger RNA of Tetranychus urticae (two-spotted spider mite), 1003 nucleotides long. RefSeq lists its product as uncharacterized. Lineage: Eukaryota; Metazoa; Arthropoda; Arachnida; Trombidiformes; Tetranychidae. The record is from RefSeq and is a predicted model, not a curated record.